Lentinula edodes (shiitake mushroom) is the source of this 2529-nucleotide messenger RNA. Its product is annotated as aspartic peptidase domain-containing protein. NCBI's taxonomy places the organism in Eukaryota, Fungi, Basidiomycota, Agaricomycetes, Agaricales, Omphalotaceae. The record is from RefSeq and is a predicted model, not a curated record. Gene Ontology annotation, biological process: proteolysis. The transcript has 6 exons. Bases 1 to 2529 code for a protein of 842 amino acids. Gene Ontology annotation, molecular function: aspartic-type endopeptidase activity.
AUGGUCUCUGAUUGGGCGCAAAAAGGCAAACAACGAGCUCCUUCAGCAUCCAUCCGUACAUGGCCCCGAGAUGACUCUGAUAGUUCCGGAGGAGGAGAUGGAAUAGUGGUACCACUGCAAUAUGUAGGCACAACGGCGUAUAAUGCUGCUUAUACCCUUCCAAUAACUCUAGGCUCCAAUAAUCUUAACGUCUCUCUCCAAAUAGAUACAGGUUCAUCCGAUCUUUGGGUAACCGCCUCUUCAUGCUCUACCUCCUCUUGCAACAACGUCCCUAGUAACAAACGAUACGAUGCAUCCUCUAGUUCCACCUCCAUAGCAAGCGGUUCUUCAUUUAAUGUCAGUUACUUGGAAGGUCAAGCAUUGGGACUGGUUGUAUGGGAUUCUGUUGACAUCGGUGGUUACACUAUAGACACUCAAGCUUUCGCCGCAGCUUCCACGGUGAAUUCGGAACCCUUGUCUUCUUCUUUCAACGGCAUUAUAGGCCUUGCGCUUCCUGAUAAUAGCAUCAUAAGCCGAACCAUUCCUUCAAGUUCUUCUAGCACUACUGACGGCUCUCAGUUUACGUCAAAUAUUUUCUCCCUCUCCCCAUCCUCUCUCUCUCCGGCCGCACGUUUUCUAUCCAUUACACUCGAGCGUCCAGGGUCAUCAACGAUCCCAUCUCUUUUCGGGAUUGGAAAACACCCAUCGCAAUCUCAAGUACCACAAAUAGGAAGCGGUGAAGAUGUUCAGUAUGCCACAUCGGUCCCUAGCCUUACAUCCACUGGUAUAUCUGCCGGUUAUUUGUUCUGGAAGGCUAAUAUCGCGGAUAUAACGGUUUGGGUUGAUGGCCAAGCAAAACCAGUAACCCUACAAAAAAGUUCUUACGAAGCCAGCCCGUCCGCCAUAUUGGAUACUGGGGUUCCUGUGAUUCUUUCCACUAAGGUUAUUGCAGAUGCAAUAUACGGUGCAAUAGGCGUCUCACCAGCAAGCGAUGGGAAUUACUAUGUCAGCUGUACAACCCCACUAAACCUCACAGUUUCUCUCGAUUCUCGACUGCCAAUCUCGGUGCACCCCCUUGACCUCACUACCGAGCCCCCGUCGAGUCAGUCUUCAUCAUCGAAUUGUAUCGGCCUCAUACAAGCUGCCGAUCAGUUUCUCUCUAGCGUCGGUGUCGACAUGAUCCUAGGCGUUCCAUUCAUUCGUAACACCUACAUGGUAAUGGCGUAUCAAGUUCCGGAUUCGAAUGGAUCCUUCCCAGAUUUACGGGGCUCAAAUAAUCCUCAAUCUCCUUCAGACACUUCCACCAGUAACCAGCUCUCCCCAAGGCUCGGACUACAAGGACUUACAAACGCCACGGUUGCGAUGGACGAGUUUCAGAAAGUUCGAGUGUUAGGCCAGUCUAUAAAUGGGACGCCGAUGACCAACUCGGAUAGUAGUAAAAAGUCUUUGAGUGUAGGCCUGGAUGUGCUCUUUGGAUUGAUCGGGUUCUUUGGCCUCUGCUUCGUCCUCUUCGGAAUACGCUUCUGCUUCAUGAGAAGAAGAUACCGAGGCUCUGGCGCGUCAACUGACGAACAUGGUCUUCCUUCACGUGCCUUUGGAGAUGCUUCUGCUACGAAUUCUACUAAAAGCGGAGGUUUGUUUGCUUGGUUCCAUCCCAAGAAGAUAUCGAGUCCUUAUGUCGGAGACCAGAAAGGACUUGGAGCUUACGAACUUGCCGGAAGGACUUCUCCGACUACCGAUACGUUCCCUAGCGAGGAUGCUUUACGACAAAUGCGAUACCAGGCCUAUAUGAAUAAGGAGAGAUUAACAUCAGAAUACACCGUCAGCAGCGAGCAUACUCGAAUUGGGGAUGCCGAAGACGGUAAUGACGCAGAGAUGGGGUGGAGGAAAAAAAUUGGCGAGAAGUUUCCUAGAGAUACCUCUGACGGUCUUACGACUUCACGCACUCUGACUCAAGACGCUGAUUGGAACCCAGCGAAGGAGUUCGACUGGAACCGAGAUACUCUGGUCGGAUUGGAUUCACCGACGCAUAAUAAGGAUGAACAGAUAGCCAAUGCAAGAGCCCUUUCUCCCGAAGGCCGACCAAUUAUUCCUAGGCGGGAAUCGAGUGAUGCUGCUGGUUCUCGAAGUAGUCGGUUUGAGCCCUCAACAGACCUAUUAGGACAUGGCCGAGGCCAAAGUAUCACAUUACCAUUGCUUCAACUACCAGAAACAGCGUUGAUGCUCGACAGCACUCCCCUUACAUCACAAUCUACUCAAGACACAGCCGACCGUUCUCCAGCACAAACCACCUCUAGUCGUGAAAACGACUGGGACCUAGGAGAAUUUGGAAGCGGGAUGGCAGGAGUCGGUUCUGCUCGAAGGAACGAAAGACUACGAUCGGAGAGUCUCGACAUUUCCGGGGACAUCAACCUUCCAUCGAGUGUUGAGCGUCCUGCGUCGUCAUAUUCAUCAUAUUCAUCACGCUUCGAGCGAGGAAGACCAGCGCGCACACCAACUGGCCCCAGGCACUCUACGUUAUCAACUAGCUCAUCAAUAAUUCAUGACUAA